Phanerochaete carnosa HHB-10118-sp is the source of this 2034-nucleotide messenger RNA. RefSeq lists its product as uncharacterized. Gene Ontology annotation, molecular function: monooxygenase activity. Bases 1 to 1794 code for a protein of 597 amino acids. Lineage: Eukaryota; Fungi; Basidiomycota; Agaricomycetes; Polyporales; Phanerochaetaceae. The transcript is spliced from 10 exons. The record is from RefSeq and is a predicted model, not a curated record.
AUGACCGCCGAAAUCCCGAAGCAUGCCCAGGUCCUUGUCGUCGGCGGCGGGCCCGGUGGCAGCUACGCUGCCGCCGCUUUGGCCCGAGAAGGCAUCGACGUCGUGCUGUUGGACGUCUCCAAGUUUCCCAGAUACCACAUUGGCGAAUCGCUCUUGCCCUCCGUGCGUCAUUACCUACGCUUCAUUGACGCAGAGGAAAAAGUCGCAUCCCGUGGCUUUGCAUACAAGCCUGGCUCGGCCAUCAAGUUCAUUCAAUAUAUGCGCGAAGGCUAUACUGACUUUGUCGCCCUCGGGGCAUCCAACAACGCGUGGAACGUCAACCGCAAGUUCAACCAAUCGCUUAAAAAUGUGGCAGUUUGGGGCUACUGGCGCGGCGCGGGCGUGUACGGCAAGGGUACUAGCCGCGAGGGCGCCCCGUACUUUGAGGCUCUCAGUGACGAGUCCGGCUGGGCGUGGUUCAUCCCGCUCCACAACGGCCUGACCUCUGUCGGCGUCGUCAUGGAGCAGAAGCAGCUCGGCAUCCGCUCGCGCGCCGUCUCGUCCGCGACGGCCUCCCCGUUGCCCGCCCCCUCCUCCGAGCCCGUGUCUUCCCGCGCACCCCAGAACGGCCGCGCCCAUGCGACGCUCGCGGACCGGUACCUCACGUUUCUGCACCUUGCGCCAGGCGUGCAGGCGCUGCUCGGCGACCAUGCGACGCUGGAGAGGGUCGAGGACGAGAACGGACAGGCGCCGGCGGCGAGGAGCGCCAGCGACUUUAGUUACUCGGCAGACUCGUAUGCCGGAGAGGGGUGGAGACUUGUUGGGGACGCCGGCGCGUUCAUCGACCCGUUCUUUUCGUCGGGCGUGCACCUGGCUAUGACGGGCGCGAUCUCGGCGGCUGUGACCGUUGCCGCGAGCAUAUGCGGCGACUGCCCCGAGCACGAGGCUGCGGCGUGGCAUACCCAGCGUGUGGCGGUAUCGUAUACCAGGUUCCUAGUCGUCGUUCUGAGCGCGUACAAGCAGAUCCGAGCGCAGCGCACACCUGUCCUCGCCGACAUUGACGAAGGCAACUUUGACCAAGCGUUUGCGUACUUCAGACCCCUCAUCCAGGGCAGUGCCGAAAUGGGCAAGCGCCUGUCCGAGGACGAGGUCCAGCGCGCGCUCGACUUCUGCGUGCACCUCUUCAGCCCGACGACGCCCGAGCAGCACGAGUCGGUCCGCCGCAAGCUGUCGGAGGCGAUGCUCUGCGAGGACGACGAGGACGCGUAUGCGUGCACGGCGCCGGGCAGCUCGCAGGCAGGCGCGGAUGAGAGUCAGAACCAGAGCCAGGGACAAGGACAGUGCCAGAGCCUCGCGGAGCGACUCAUGGACGUGCACGCGCCGAUCGUCGACCCGGGUGCGCUCACGCGGCUCCUGCGUUCGCGGCUGACGCUCUUCCGCCGCAGCUCGAGCACGUCGGUCGACUCUGCACACUCGGCCGCUUCGUCGUCGUCAUCGUCCUCCUCCGCGUCACUGUUGUUGCCACCACCGUCGUCUUCAUCGUCCGGCACGCGGUCCAGCGCGCCCUCGACGGGCCCGAGCUCGCCCGUGUCCGGCGUCUUCAGCGCCUUCGGCUCCCCGCCGCAGCCGCCCGAGCCGCUCGAGGGCGACAACGAGGUGCGGAUGGUGCUCGAGAAGGUCAACGCGCGGCGCGUCAUCCAUGCAGAGCACGGCGGGGGCCUGAACAGCCUCGAGCAGGAGGCGUUCGACGGGCGUGUCAUGCGGCUCGUGCGCGGGCGGCUCGGCCUCGACGCGGCUGCUGGGGUUGAGAUGUGAGGGGGGUGCUGGUACAAAUUCUUGUGGAUUGCUCGGUAAGGAUGGGGUGGAUUUUGCCCUCUUCUUCCGAGGUAGUGGUAUUGUUGUUCGUCAAUUGCAUGUCUUGCUCUCGUUAUUGCCGUUUCUCACAGGACUCUUGCUUUCGGUCGCUCUCAUGGUGCUGCUCGUGUAGAUUAUGUGCAUGCACUCUUACAUUAUUUUUCAUUGGCAUACUGCAGCACCUGCCAUUCUCGGACGCUG